Molecule: messenger RNA, 1477 nt
Organism: Lipotes vexillifer (Yangtze River dolphin)
Lineage: Eukaryota; Metazoa; Chordata; Mammalia; Artiodactyla; Lipotidae
Gene: HSD11B1L
Product: hydroxysteroid 11-beta dehydrogenase 1 like
Exons: 7
Coding region: 41-904 (287 amino acids)
Cellular component (GO): intracellular membrane-bounded organelle
Molecular function (GO): oxidoreductase activity
Source: RefSeq, a predicted model, not a curated record
GCCGGCCACCCUCUCUCCCACUGCAGGCCCAGGGAGGGCCAUGAAGGUGCUGCUGCUCGUGGGGCUGGGAGCCCUGUUCUUUGCCUAUUAUUGGGAUGACAACUUUGACGCAGCCAGCCUCCAGGGAGCCCGUGUGCUGCUGACUGGAGCCAGUGUGGGCGUCGGGGAGGAGCUGGCAUAUCACUAUGCGCGCCUGGGCUCCCACCUGGUGCUCACUGCCCCCACCGAAGCUCUCCUGCAGAAGGUGGUAGGGAACUGCCGGAAGCUGGGCGCUCCCAAGGUCUUCUACAUCGCUGCGGACAUGGCCUCCCCUGAGGUGCCCGAGCGCGUGGUGCAGUUUGCGCUGGACAAGCUGGGAGGGCUGGACUACCUGGUGAUGAACCACCUCGGCGCCGCCCCAGCAGGCACGCGGGCCCGCAGCGCCCAGGCGACACGCUGGCUCAUGCAGGUGAAUUUCCUGAGUUACGUGCAACUGACUUCGUUGGCGCUGCCGAGUCUGACUGACAGCAAGGGCUCCCUGGUGGUGGUGUCCUCGUUGCUAGGCCGCGUGCCCACGUCCUUCUCCAGCCCCUACUCGGCGGCCAAGUUCGCGCUGGACAGCUUCUUCGGCUCUCUCCGGCGGGAGCUGGACGUGCAGGACGUGAACGUCGCCAUCACCAUGUGCGUCCUGGGCCUCCAGGAUCGCGCCUCAGCCGCCGAGGGAGUCAGGGGCGUCACAAGGGCCAAGGCGGCCCCGGGGCCCAAGGCAGCCCUGGCUGUGAUUCGUGGCAGCGCCACGCGUGCCUCCGGCGUCUUCUACCCGUGGCGCUUCCAUCUGCUCUGCCUGCUUCGCGGCUGGAUGCCACAGCCAAGGGCCUGGUUCAUCCGCCAGGAGCUCAACAUCACGACCCCCGCUGCUGCCUGAGCCCCUGGGCUUAAUGCCCCUUCGUCUUCCCAGAAGAAGACCCUCCAGCCAAUCGUCCUGGAGCCCGGACAGACACCUCUGAGCGGGUGGCCAAGGGCCAAAAGAAAGUCAUCAAGACAGAAAAGUAAACUUGAGAAAAACUACCAGCACCUGAAAACAGUCAGAACUCGGGGCGUGCCCGGCAUCUUGUCAGGGACUUGGAAGGCAAUUAAUUACCUCAGUCUUCUCAGCUGUCAUUGAUGAUAUGAUUGCUGCUUCCAUUUUGCAGAUGAACAAACUGAGGCUCAGAGAGGCUAUGUGACUUGCCUCAGGGCCCUGGCCACAUCAAGCAGGUCACAACACUACUGAGCUACCCUUGGAACCCUCUCUAUUUGCGACCUGAAACCACUGUGUCCCUGAUUUGUUCUUUCCACUCACUCAGCCUCGGAGCAUCCCCCAACCAUUUUCCCGAGCAGGGGAGCCCUCGAAGCUGUCAAGUUGAUUGUGGGGUCUGAGGAGGGGGAAGAGGAAAAGAGUGUGUUCUGGGCUGGAUCCAGCCUCCCAUUUGAUAAUAAAAAGCUUUCUUCCCUUGCA